UUGAUGUUAUUGUGGUGCCAUCUUUAGCUGGUGACGUCAGCGGCCACACGUGUAGUAAACAUCUGGUUCUCCUUCCUCGGAGCUGCCUCAAUAUUUAUACCUCUGUACAAGUUCUUUAAUAGUCACAAAAUGGGGAAAACAGCAAAUAGAACCAAGAAGAGGAAGGAGGGCUUCGUCCAUUCCACCAAUUCCAUGAAUCCAGAUCGACCUCGUGAUAAGGUUCAACUUCGUGGUGCUCCAUAUGCAAGAGAUAAAUCAACUAUUAAGCGGUUGCAGAUGUACCGUACUGGGAAAGCCAAGCGCAAUCGGCAGGGAAAGAUUGUAAAGUCGGCAAUAUUCCAGAACCGAGUCAGUCCAGGUACUCAAGCUCGUGUUGAACCUAAUCAGCGGUGGUUUGGAAAUACAAAAGUUAUUGGGCAGAAAGCUCUCCAAACUUUCCAAGAAGAGAUGGGAAAGGUCCUGAAAGAUCCAUAUCAGGUUGUGAUGAGGAAGACCACAUUGCCCAUUUCUCUGCUAAAUGAAACGGCUAAGAAUGCUCGUGUGCACAUCCUCGACACUGAACCUUAUGAUUGUGUGUUUGGUAAGAGGAAAACAAGAAAGAAGCCAAAUUUUAAGAUUGGGGACUUUACUCAGUAUGCUAAAUGUGCUGAAGAGGCCUUUGACAAAUAUGACGCAGAAAAAGAUGUUGACCUUGUACGUGAUGCUCCAGAUACACAAGAACUUCCUCCCGAGUGGUUCUUAAAGGCUGGGCAGAGCAAGCGUAUAUGGAAUGAGCUCUACAAAGUCAUAGAUUCCUCAGAUGUGGUAAUUCAAGUGCUUGAUGCUCGAGACCCAAUGGGAACAAGGUCAAAACUAAUUGAAAAGUAUAUGCGCACAGAAACGCCUCACAAACAUCUUGUAUUUGUUCUAAAUAAAGUUGAUUUAGUGCCUGUGUGGGUAACUCAAAAAUGGGUGGCCAUUUUAAGUGCUGAAUAUCCUAGUCUUGCCUUCCAUUCCUCUAUUACAAAUCCGUAUGGCAAAGGUGCUCUAAUCAACCUACUGCGCCAAUUUGGAAAAUUACACGAGGGCAAGAAGCAAAUUAGUGUUGGCCUCAUCGGAUUUCCAAAUGUUGGCAAGAGUUCUAUAAUAAACACACUGAAGGCUAAAAAGGUUUGUAAUGUAGCUCCACUUGCUGGUGAAACUAAAGUGUGGCAAUAUGUUACUCUGAUGCGGAGGAUAUAUCUUGUUGACUGUCCUGGUGUUGUUCCACCUUCGCACGAGAGUGCUACAGACAUGGUCCUGAAGGGAGCCGUGAGAACUGAAUACCUCAAGAAUCCUGCUGAUUACAUUGCUCCUAUUAUAGAGAGAGUGAAGCAAGAGUAUAUCUGCAAGACAUACAAGGUGGAUGAUUGGAGCACUCCAGAAGAGUUCCUGGAAAAAGUGGCAAGACGUACAGGUAAGCUUCUGAAAGGAGGAGAACCAGACUUGAACACCGUUGCUAAGAUGAUCCUAAACGACUGGCAGCGAGGUAAGAUCCCAUAUUUUGUACCACCUCCAGGACAUGACUCUUCAGGUUUUGAGAAACUAAAGAAUGAAGAGAAUAUAGAGAUGGCUGUAAAAAUAAAGGAGAAGGAAGCAGAGGAGGAAGAAGCGACAGCACAGAGCAUUAGCAUUUCUAACAACGUACCUGCCGUCUUGCAAAAUUUGAGUAAAAUUACAAUGAGUUUAGAGUACUCUGGAGAUGAUGUUAGACCCCUGGAAAAGACUAAUCAAGUCCCUCAAGAUUAUGAUGAUGAUGAAAUUGAUGAUGGCAAUGAAAAUAGUGCACUAGAGGAAAACGACUUUACCUCAGAUACCAAUGAAGGGAUGAAUGACACUGAAGCUGAAAAGGGAACCACAAGUACUAUUGACAACUGCUUGGAAUCUACAGACCUUGAUAAACAGAAAGGAAAAGAUAAUGAGGAACCGACUCCAGGUUCUACAGAAUUAUGUAACACCGGUAAAAAGAGUAAUGGCAAGGACAAUGAGGUAGAAACUAUUGGCACCUCAGAUAUUGAAGUUAAAGCAUCCAAUAGUACUGGCAGUAAUAUUACUUCAAUGUCAACAGAUAUUGAUGAUAUUAAUAAGAGUAAGGAACUGCAAUCAGAAGAUGAAGAAAUGAUUGGAGAAGAACUUUUGUCAAGUGAAGAAGAAGUUGGAUCACCUGAUAUAUCUGCAAUUUCAAGUUCCAGAAAGGUAAGGAGAAAACGCAAGAACCGCCCUGAGGAACAAGAAAAGCCAUUAACAUCUAAACAGAGGAGGAGGAUGGAAAGGGAUCAGAAGAGAAAGAAAAUUGGAAGCGAUUUCUAUGAGGUUACGAAUGUGAAAAAUAAGAAUCGCAAUAAAGUUAAUGCAGGAAGUGUGGCAGCGGGUAUGAGGGGGCACACUAAAAACAAGAAAAAUAAAUUUUCAAACAAAUAAUUUAGGUAAAAACUGUAGAUAUAAAUAAACAGUAACUGUA
Procambarus clarkii (red swamp crayfish) is the source of this 2479-nucleotide messenger RNA. RefSeq names its product nucleostemin 2 (gene Ns2). Lineage: Eukaryota; Metazoa; Arthropoda; Malacostraca; Decapoda; Cambaridae. Gene Ontology annotation, cellular component: nucleolus. Gene Ontology annotation, molecular function: GTP binding. The record is from RefSeq and is a predicted model, not a curated record.